Molecule: messenger RNA, 2556 nt
Organism: Dama dama (fallow deer)
Lineage: Eukaryota; Metazoa; Chordata; Mammalia; Artiodactyla; Cervidae
Gene: ATP6V1B1
Product: ATPase H+ transporting V1 subunit B1
Exons: 14
Coding region: 1-1542 (513 amino acids)
Biological process (GO): ATP metabolic process; proton transmembrane transport
Cellular component (GO): proton-transporting V-type ATPase, V1 domain
Molecular function (GO): proton-transporting ATPase activity, rotational mechanism; ATP binding
Source: RefSeq, a predicted model, not a curated record
AUGGCCGCGGAAGUAGACAGUAGGCCCAGGGGUCUCCCCGGCGGAGGCGCGAGCUUGGGCGCCGCCCGAGAGCACGUGCAGGCGGUCACCCGAAACUACAUCACCCACCCCCGCGUCACCUACAGGACUGUGUGCAGUGUAAAUGGGCCCCUGGUGGUGCUGGACCAGGUCAAGUUUGCCCAGUAUGCUGAGAUUGUCAACUUCACCCUCCCCAACGGGACUCAGAGGAGUGGGCAAGUGCUCGAGGUGUCUGGGACCAAGGCAAUUGUGCAGGUGUUUGAAGGCACCUCUGGGAUCGAUGCCCAGAAGACCACCUGCGAAUUCACAGGGGACAUCCUGCGGACCCCAGUGUCGGAGGACAUGCUGGGUCGGGUUUUCAACGGCUCAGGCAAACCCAUUGACAAGGGGCCAGUGGUCAUGGCCGAGGACUUCCUGGACAUCAACGGCCAGCCCAUCAACCCCCACGACCGCAUCUACCCCGAGGAGAUGAUCGAGACAGGCAUCUCGCCCAUUGACAUCAUGAACAGCAUUGCCCGUGGUCAGAAGAUCCCCAUCUUCUCAGCAGCCGGGCUCCCCCACAAUGAGAUCGCUGCCCAGAUCUGCCGCCAGGCUGGGCUGGUGAAGAAGUCCAAGGCCGUGCUGGACUAUCAUGAUGACAACUUUGCCAUCGUCUUUGCAGCCAUGGGGGUGAACAUGGAGACAGCCAGGUUCUUCAAGUCGGACUUCGAGCAGAACGGCACCAUGGGCAACGUCUGCCUCUUCCUGAACUUGGCCAACGACCCCACGAUCGAGCGGAUCAUCACCCCACGCCUGGCACUGACCACGGCAGAGUUCCUCGCCUACCAGUGUGAGAAGCACGUGCUGGUCAUACUGACGGACAUGAGUUCCUAUGCGGAGGCCUUGCGGGAGGUCUCAGCUGCCAGAGAGGAGGUGCCCGGGCGCCGAGGCUUCCCUGGGUACAUGUACACUGACUUGGCCACCAUCUACGAGCGGGCGGGCCGCGUGGAGGGCCGGGGCGGAUCCAUCACUCAGAUCCCCAUCCUCACCAUGCCCAAUGACGAUAUCACCCACCCAAUCCCAGACCUGACGGGCUUCAUCACAGAGGGACAGAUCUACGUGGACAGACAGCUUCAUAACAGACAGAUCUACCCCCCCAUCAACGUCCUCCCUUCCCUGUCGCGGCUGAUGAAGUCCGCCAUUGGGGAGGGAAUGACCAGAAAGGACCAUGGAGAUGUCUCCAACCAGCUGUACGCCUGCUACGCCAUCGGGAAGGACGUGCAGGCCAUGAAGGCAGUGGUGGGGGAGGAGGCGCUCACGUCCGAGGAUCUGCUCUACCUGGAAUUCCUGCAGAAGUUUGAGAAGAGCUUCAUCAACCAGGGGCCCUACGAGAAACGCUCGGUUUUCGAGUCUUUGGACCUGGGCUGGAAGCUGCUGCGCAUCUUCCCCAAGGAAAUGCUGAAGCGCAUUCCGCAGAACAUCAUCGAUGAAUUCUACUCCCGCGAGGGGGCGCCGCCGGACCCCGAACCCGACACUGCGCUGUAGCCCCGCCCGCAAUCUGGCCCCGGAGCAGGGUCCAGGGACCGCCUUCGUCCGUCCCAUCCUCGUGGUCCACACACCUUAACCAACUCCGUGCCCACCCUCAGCCUGUGGGCUAUGAGGAGAGAGGAGGCCGCUCCUACGUUCCAGUCCUCUCCCUGGAUUCCCCGAAUUGAGAACCAGAAGGUGGUUAAGCCUAUAUUCUCUGUCUCGUUCUGAUAGGAGCAUUUGUAUUUUAAAAGUAGCCCCCAUCCCAUAAGAAUUUAUCUCAUGUAAAAACAAGAUUGGCAAAACAUUGAUAAUUGUUGGAGCUGAGGGUGAUGGAUUCGUGAGGUUCAUUAAACUAUUCUCUCCACCUUGAAAAAACACAUUAGUGCCUUAACCAAUCACAACAUAAUUCUUCUUAGGGAAAUAUUUAUCUUCCCUAAAAAGUAUCUUGAUAUGUAUCUUAGGAAUGUGAGGUCAUGGACCAUAGAAAGCACAGUCUCAAGGCCACGAAAGAUGUCUGCCUAGGAGACACCAGAAAGGAAUUUGGUUUGCUCUGGGGGAGUUUCUGGGGAGACAGCCUGAAGAAAAGCGCCCCCAGUUAAGAAAUGGGUGAAGAGCAUCCUAAAAACCAGGAUACAGAUGUUCCUUUGAAAACUGCUCACUCUUCUGUAAUGCCCUCCCCUCCUGCCUCCUCUGUCCCAUCUACAGUGAAGUCAUGAAUGCUUCCUAAGAGGCAGGGAAGGUUGGGAAGGUCGAUCUUCAGCAAAAGGCUGUGCCCCAUUUCUGGGUCAGUGUGUUAUGGAACCAGGCCAGAAUUCUUGGAUCAAGAGCUGACACCUGGGACUUCCCUGGCAGUCCAGUCAGUGCUUAGGACUUCAGCUUCCAAUGCAGGGGAUGCAGGUUCAAUCCCUGGUUGGGAAGCUAAGAUUCUGCAUGCCUUUCAGCCAAAAAAACAAAACAGAAGCAAUAUCAUAACAAAUUCAAAAAAAAAAACUUUAAAAAUGAUCCACAUUAAAAAAAAAAAAAAAAGAA